AUGGAGACUGAAACGCACAAACAACGCGAACAAAAAGAAGAAGAAAAUGAAGUCUUCUCCCAUGCGAUGGAACUGGCGUGUGGGUCAGCGCUGCCCACGGCCAUGCAUGCAGCCAUCGAGCUCGGCGUUUUCGACAUCUUGGCAAAUGCGGGCCCUGGUGCCACGCUCUCCGCCAUGCUGGAAUGCAUCUACGGCCUACUGGUUCACCACUGCGUGCUUGGUUGCUCUGUGGGUGAUAACGAUGACAGCGAUGGUCAUCCUUUCCAUAGGUCCUACUGUUUGGUUCUGGUGUCCAAACACUUCGUGCGUAAUCAAGAUGGGGUUUCCUUGGCGCCCUUGAUGGCCUUGAUUCAUGACCAGCUUUCUAGUUUUCAUGAUAUGCUGAUUAUGAAUAAAAUAUAUGUGAUUAUUGAUGUUCUUAUUGAGGCUCAUUUGGCAUUUUAA
Messenger RNA from Corylus avellana, 444 nucleotides. The record is from RefSeq and is a predicted model, not a curated record. Lineage: Eukaryota; Viridiplantae; Streptophyta; Magnoliopsida; Fagales; Betulaceae.